Messenger RNA from Dendronephthya gigantea, 579 nucleotides. RefSeq names its product eukaryotic translation initiation factor 5B-like. The record is from RefSeq and is a predicted model, not a curated record. The transcript has a single exon. Bases 1 to 579 code for a protein of 192 amino acids. NCBI's taxonomy places the organism in Eukaryota, Metazoa, Cnidaria, Anthozoa, Malacalcyonacea, Nephtheidae.
AUGACGAAAGCGCGAAACAACUCCCAAUGUGGGCUGGCAUGUCCGAUGGAAAGUGAUUCUGACGAUCGAAGUGAUGACCAUCCUUUACGACUACAAAAACCCCGCAGCAAUAUAAAUCCGGCGUCGACUAGAUCAAGUCAAAGUACAAAGUCAAAUAAAACUGUUGAUUUGUCCUGCAGCAAGUCAUCAGAGAGCGAGCCUAUGGCAAUGCAAUUACUUUCAUCAACCACAUCCACCGACAGCAGCAGUGACGAGACUACAUCGUCGAGAAACACAGAAAAAAGCAUAAAAGAAAAAGUCGUAGAAAACAAAGCAAAGCCAGAUCGAAGAAAACGCAAAGCCAAAUGUCGCUCUAAACGUGGUCAUAGUCGAGUGUAUGAUUCUGCAUCAGAAGAGGAAAAUGAGCAACCAGCAGUAAGUAAAGAAAGAUAUGUCAAUCCCUAUUUUCCGCUCCGUUUCAUGGACCCUUACAAAUUUGGUCCGCAUCCAAGCACUGGAUUGAGACAGUCGUUUUCGUUUGAACAUGACAGAACAUCGAGACAAAAUGUCAAUGUGCCAACAAGUAGCUCAGCCGUAUAA